Molecule: messenger RNA, 2412 nt
Organism: Tricharina praecox
Lineage: Eukaryota; Fungi; Ascomycota; Pezizomycetes; Pezizales; Pyronemataceae
Exons: 5
Coding region: 1-2412 (803 amino acids)
Biological process (GO): DNA-templated transcription; regulation of DNA-templated transcription
Cellular component (GO): nucleus
Molecular function (GO): zinc ion binding; transcription cis-regulatory region binding; DNA-binding transcription factor activity, RNA polymerase II-specific
Source: RefSeq, a predicted model, not a curated record
AUGAAGCGCUCAUUCGAAGACUCCACUGGUUCGGCCGCCUCUUCGGCCCAAAGUUCCCCGCCCGCCGGGGACGCAUCCCCAAACUUCCCCAGGAAACGGAGAUCAACGUCGCCAGGACUUCCUCCACAACUGGCCCCUCCUCCACCACCACCACCACCUUCAGCUCAGAACUGUCACAGCGCCGUUGCGUCGCUAUUCGCCGAUGCCUCCGGACGCAUAACGAGGAUGCCAACCAUCUCGAGGAAGGUCCGAGCAUGUGCCGCGUGUAAGAAGCAGAAGAUACGAUGCGACUUUGAGGAUGGAGAGCAGACCUGUGUGCGGUGCAAGAAGAUGAAGCUAGAGUGUGUGGUAAAUCGCAGUCUCCAGACGAUCCUGGACGAAGAUAUAGAAUGGAAGCACAAGAUGCGGGAAGACACCGUGCAGCUGCAGCGUGCUGUGGAGGACGUCCUUGCGUCGUUGAACAUGCGGCAGCUGGCUUCGUACUGCCCCACUACGCCACCGACAUCACGGCCAUCCUCGGAACCUCCAAACUCAAAGGGCCAACCCCCCCAACCGCUGCAGAUCCAUCAACGCGGCACUUCGGCAUCCCAUUCGACCGUUCGGUUCCAGGAACCGCCCAGCUGCAAUUCUUUGAAGCUGGAGGAUGACCAGCAAUCGCACCGAGGCGGGCUGCCUAUGGCCAGGGAACAUUCUCAAGCUCUGGAUGAGAGCGACGGUCAGUCCCUAUUUUCGAACCCGAUGGGCUCGCUGUACGAGGUCACCCGAUUGCGCGGCUUGCGCGGCAGCGCCGGCACUCGAUUCGGCGCGCAGUCAGACGAUAUGGACGUCGACUUCAUAUCCAGGGGCCUACUUUCCGAGACGGACGCACAGGAGCUAUUCAGAGUGUUCCGUGAUAAUCUGAACCAAUACCUAUACAACAUAGCGCUCGUCCACGACGAUCUCGAAUCCGCUCGAGCUUCAUCGUCACUCCUGACAGCCGCCAUAUUCACCGUUACCGCCCUGCACGUGCCGCAGCACCAUCAUCUAUUCCCACUACUGUACCAGGAGUUCCUCGCCAGCGUUUCGACGUGUAUGUUCAACCGAUACCACCGGCUGGACGACGUCCGUGGACUCUGCAUCGGCGCCUUCUGGUUGAUGGAGGUCUCAUGGAAACUGUCGGGCCAUGCUGUAAGGAUCGCUACGGAGAUGAACAUACACCAGGCCUUCGGAAAAGCUGUUUCAGGGUCUAGCCAACACUUUGAGCAGGCACGAUUAUGGUAUCUGCUGUAUGUUUGUGAUCACCAUUUCUCGAUCGUCUACGGCCGACCACCUGUUAUCCACGACCAUGAGCCCAUGCGAAAAUGGGAGCUGUAUCUACAAACUCACCUGGCUACUGGCGAAGAUGACCUCGUUCUAUCGCAGGUCACGCUAUUCACUGUUCUAACGCGGAUCUUCCACUUUUACGAAGACGAAUCGGAGAAUGAGAUCUCAGAAGAAAGACUUUCCCACCUACCAGUCUUCAAUGGACAGCUUGAGAACUGGAGGAACACCUGGCGAUCAAGGCUUCCGGACCCCGUGGGGCACAACCCCGAAACGAUCAACUUUGUCGGUGAUUUCCCUGGCAAAGGAGUCGAACUGCACUACCACUUCGCCAAAUUACAGCUCAACUCCCUCGCUCUGCGCGGCGCAUCUCCAAGCACCGUCCAGCACCUUUCACAGAACCGUAAAGACCAUGCCAAUAUUGCGAUUUCCUCCGCCAUAUCAGUGUUAUCCAUCAUCUUGGAAGAGCCGUCGAUCCACCAGUCCCUCGUCGGUGUACCACUGUACAUCAACACCAUGGUCGCUUUCGCCGCCGUUUUCCUCCUGAAGGUCACCGCAAAGUGGAAAUCCGUCAGCUUCAACAUCUCCACCAACCAGGUCUGGUCCUUGGUUGAACGCGUCAUCGACCUGUUGAACUCGAAAUCCCGGGUGGCGAGUGAGUUUCAUAUCAUCCCACAUGUGGCAUUGGGCCUCGAGAAGAUGUUGCACAAGUGCGUCGAGUUCGCCAACUCGAACAGCCCGGUGGACGAUUCGAGGCUGUGGGACGCAACUGCGCAACACGGCGGAAGUAUGAUGCCCGAACCGCAGCAUCAGGAGCACCACACAACCAACGAAGUGUCAUCAUAUGUUGUCGGAAACGGCCAGCAACAACAGCAGCAGCAGCAGCAUUGGCAAUCAUACCAACAGCAGCAGCAACAGCAACAGCAACAGCAGCAACAGCAGCAACAGCAACAGCAGCACGUACCAUCCGGCACCCAGAUGACUGGAGUGAUCUACCCCCAGCCCUCCGAGAACAUCCACAACGGACAACCGGGACAGGUGUACGAAGUCAAUGGCCAGCAGUACUUCGGCAUGGGCGUCUUCGAUUUUUUGUCGCCACAACUGCCCUAUUGA